AUGUCAGCGGCAUUAUCGUUGAUCGUUUACGGACAAGUGUUUCUACUCGGGCCCGCGGCAAAUGUUCGACCGAUCGUUAUUGGAUCUCAUGAUUCAACAGCAAUACCAGCCAUCGACCGUACCUUGGAUAAGACAAAGCCGUUCGAGGAAAAUACAAAUUCACAACUGAUUCCAGCAAUAAAUCGCAGACUUGGAGAGAUAGAAUUAUCAGAAAAGAUAGUCAAACGUGGUGACUACACAAAAAUCUGCGAAAGCGAAGGCGCACAUCUCGCUAUUGUGAACUCAGCCAAGGAAGCGCAAGUGAUCGGUGAUCUUUUCGCGAAAUCCGGUCAUCACUUAAAUUCGCAAGACUCGAACUACGCCCACAUCGGAUUUCACGACCUCUACGAAGAAGGAGAAUUCGUUACCAUCGACGGCAAAUCUCUGGCAACCGUGGGUUACUAUGAGUGGCAGAGCGGAAAUCCCAACAACGACGGAAACAAUGAGAAUUGCGGAUCAGUGUACAGAAAUGGCCAGCUCAAUGACAUUACUUGUGCGAAAUCUGUUGCCUUUGUUUGCGAAUUACCGGAUCCCGCUCAUUUAGAGGUCGGGAUGCGAAAUUCAACUCCAGCCGAAGUCUCAGUCGGAGUGAGGACAUAA
Diprion similis is the source of this 639-nucleotide messenger RNA. Its product is annotated as hemolymph lipopolysaccharide-binding protein-like. The coding region runs from base 1 to 639 and encodes 212 amino acids. The transcript is spliced from 3 exons. The record is from RefSeq and is a predicted model, not a curated record. Lineage: Eukaryota; Metazoa; Arthropoda; Insecta; Hymenoptera; Diprionidae.